AUGCCCGCGGCUCGGGAGCAGCCGAGGUCCGCGGACGAGCGGGCGACCGGCGUCGGGCCGGCAGCUGGAGAAGGAGGUGCCUGUGCCCGGAGCGCUGGUUGGGAGCGGAGCCUGCUCGUCAUUGGUCCCAGAGCCCCAGAUGUCGCUGCGUCCAAUGGGGAGGCGCGGCCCAGUGCCAGCAAAGUGGCAGAGGCAGUUCCGGUGGGCCGAGGGCGCAGGCCGCUGCGCCAAGGUAACUACGCGGAGCGAGUGGGCGCCGGGGCGCCCGUGUACCUGGCGGCGGUGCUGGAGUACCCGACGGCCGAGAUCCUGGAGCUGGCUGGCAGUGCCGCUCGCGACAACAAGACCAGGAUCAUCCCGCGCCACCUGCAACUCGCCAUCCGCAACGACGAGGAGCUCAACAGGCUGCUGGGGAAAGUCACCAUCGCGCAGGGCGGCGUCCUGCCCAACGUCCAGGCCGUGCUGCUGCCCAAGAAGACGGAGAGUCAAAAGCCGAAGAGCAAGCGACCCUGA
This is a messenger RNA of Nyctereutes procyonoides (raccoon dog), 513 nucleotides long. RefSeq names its product histone H2A.J-like. The coding region runs from base 1 to 513 and encodes 170 amino acids. The transcript is spliced from 2 exons. Gene Ontology annotation, molecular function: DNA binding; structural constituent of chromatin; protein heterodimerization activity. NCBI's taxonomy places the organism in Eukaryota, Metazoa, Chordata, Mammalia, Carnivora, Canidae. The record is from RefSeq and is a predicted model, not a curated record. Gene Ontology annotation, cellular component: nucleosome.